Messenger RNA from Hydractinia symbiolongicarpus, 1254 nucleotides. RefSeq names its product fibrinogen beta chain-like. The transcript has a single exon. The coding region runs from base 2 to 871 and encodes 289 amino acids. The record is from RefSeq and is a predicted model, not a curated record. Lineage: Eukaryota; Metazoa; Cnidaria; Hydrozoa; Anthoathecata; Hydractiniidae.
AAUGUUUGGAGUAAUCUUCUCAUAUGUUCUUGCGACAAAUUGUGGAAUAAAUGCAUAUUGUUAUCGUGACGAUGAUGAUAUUAUGGUGGAAUUAAUUGGUAAUCAGUUGAGAAGAGACGCAACUGCAGUUGAUACUGUUGAAGUUCAAAAUGAAGAUCAGUGUAUGGAUCAUUGUCUUUAUAAAGGUUACUGUAGUUCUUUCAAUGCCAUCCAGAAAGAUCAUCAGGUCAAAUGCGAACUGUUUAACAUUACCAGUAAUGACAAAAAAUUAUUAAGAAAACAUGUAAAUUCAAGUUACUAUGAAGUUCACUUAACGUGUCAAAACAGUUCAAAUGUUGCGAAUAAAAGUGGCUGUGGAAGCAAUUGUUCGAUAAAACGAGAUUGUGUUGAUUGGCUUCAAGCAGGAUACAGCCACAGUGGUGUGUAUGAAAUCGAUAUCAAUGGAAAAUUGACAAAAGUUUAUUGCGACAUGAAAACAAAAGGUGGAGGUUGGAUUAAAUUUUUUAACAGAUCAAAAGGCUCUGUAUAUUUUAAUAAAUCCUUGGCUGAAUACAUAGCUGGAUUCGGAGAUGUUACCAGAGAGUUUUGGCUUGGUCUUGAGAAUUUGCACCAAUUGACUUCCACUGGUAACUAUAUCACAUCUUUUCAAAAAGAAUCGUUCUCUACACCUUUUGAAGCAAAAGGUCUUACAAUCUCAGCGCAGUAUGAACUAAAAAUUGAUCACUGCAUAUCUGGAUGCAGUAUUUUAGCAAUUUAUGAAAACAAGCCAUUUGGUGUUGGUAUUUGCAAUACAAUUGGGUGGUUGAGUAAUCCUUGUAUUACUGGUGUUAAUUUCAAUGAAAUGCACAGCAUGAUGUUUAAAAAAGUUUAAACAAAAUGACUAAUACUUCAGAGAUUUUGGUAUCCACAAAUCACGGAUACACAUUUAGUGAACAAAACAAUAAAAAGUGUUGCCUUGUAUAUAAAAAUAUAAUUCCAUGAGAGUGUACUUUACGAUUACAAUCAUAUGGAAAAUGCCACAAUUUCCUUUUCAUUUUGCAUUCCUUAGAGUUAAUAUUGAAGACACAAUCGCCAAAAUUGUAUAUUUGCACAUUUAUUAAGCAGUGUUUCUUGUAAUUAGCUUUUUUGUUCUUUUUGAUCAACAAAUAUUAAUUUUUUUUCUUUCUAAUUUUCGUUUCAAUAAAGCUUGACUCCAUAGCUACUUUUGAUGUGCAUUGAACGUAACAAAGCAAUUUUACCUCACCUUGUUUCUGA